AUGAUCUAUCAGUCAGCGAGAGCUGACAUGUCCUUUCACUUCAAUUCGUAUGAAGUAACAGCUGGUGGGCAUGAUCGUGGAGGAAAAAACGUCUUCACCAGCAUUAACAGCGACAAGCAUGUCAAACGUCGUCCGAGUCAGUUCGACCGAGCCCUCCAUCGGCUGUACGCAGAGCCAAGGCACAUCUUCCACAAUCAGUUGGCCGAUCGGCUGUUCCACAGAUUUUAUUGGAUCGUUCGAAGUGUUCAGUUCAAAAUUUUUUAUCGAAACGAAGAGAUAGAUGUGGAUGAGGCGGUGGAGAAAUGGGAGGUAGCUGUGAAGCCUCCUUCCUUGGACGAGCUGGCCCAAAAAACACAAUUUGAUCCGAGAUGGCUUAAAUACAUGUACUCCAAGUUUAAAAAUGAAUGUCCCAAUGGUAGAAUGAAAGAACCGGAAUUCCGAGUACUGCUAUCCUCUAUCAUUGCUCCGGAAAAAGCUACGGACCAGUACCUCUCUCGUCUUUUCACCGCCUUCUCCAAUGAAGAUCAUAAAACCAUCACAUUCCAGAAUUUAAUAGAAUGUCUAGCUCAUCUGAACCCUCAAUCAGCAGAAUCUAAUGCUCAAUGGACGAUUCGACUGAUUACCGGUUCUGCCAGUGAUCAAUUUGCUUUUCCAGACUUUCUUUCCUUCACUCAAUCUGUUUUUGCUUUGAAUGAGGGGAAAAACGGCUUCCAAGAGUGUAAUCGUGAGACCAUACUACAAAGAGCAGAGAAAAUAUUUCAAGAAUUGGAUAGUGAUAAUGAUGGUUUCGUGACGAGUCAAGAUAUGAUCAGAUUUUUCCAGAAUUACAAUGUCCAUCUCAGUCCUCCCACUCGGACGGACACUUACACGAAGCCACCGAAAAGUGUGAAAAAAAUAAAAAUUGAAGAGAAUUAA
Auanema sp. JU1783 is the source of this 915-nucleotide messenger RNA. NCBI's taxonomy places the organism in Eukaryota, Metazoa, Nematoda, Chromadorea, Rhabditida, Rhabditidae. The record is from the annotation of a GenBank genome assembly.